UAUCAUUGAACACUUGAAUGGUAAUGUUUUUAUAAAAUUUAUUAACACAAUAUAAGUGAAGCUCCAUCACUCGAGCGAAGGCAAACCGUACAAUUACAAUUCACAAGCAAACUUGUAUCACUGACCGAGUUAGAGUAUCGCAAACCGGUCGUCUUACAAAAAUAUUCUUACCAUUGAAUGAGUGUCUAAAAAAUGGCAUCGAUAAAGUGUUUUUUAAUCGUGGCACUGCUCUCAUUCUGCGUUGAAAGUAAAGUCUCCACACCUCUUAUAAAAAAUAUACAUCAAGGAGGAGUUCUUUCUGAAAGUCCACUUUGGGUGAACGAAGAAGGUGCGCUUUACUGGGCCGACAUUCUAUCGCAGAAAAUUUUCAGACUGGAAAUAGAUACUGGCAAUGUCACAAGCAAAUACAUCGGAUAUGGCCCCGUAAGCUUAAUUAUAAGGGUUAAAGAUUAUCCAAAAUUACUUUUGAUAUCAGUCAGAAGUGAACUUUACUUUCUGAAUUGGGAUAAUUUUGAAGGAGACAAAUCUUUGAGACUCCUCACAGCUGUGGACCUCGGCCAUCCUGAUAAUAGAUGCAAUGAUGGCAAGGUCGACGCGAAAGGAAGAUUAUGGUUUGGUACUAUUGGAAAGGAAUCAGGGAGCUGGCACGAAAAAGACGCGGCCUCUGUAUAUAUGCUAACGGAAAACAACUUCAGAAAUCCGGAAAUUAAAAUCCGUCCAGUCUCUAUUUCAAAUGGAAUUGCUUGGAGUUCGGAUAACAAGUACAUGAUGUACAUAGAUUCAAGUGCUCGGGCGAUUUCCGUGUAUGAUUUUGAUUUGGAAACGGGAAAAAUUGAAAAUGGCAGAACAUUAUUCAGCUUUCCAGCAAAUAAUCUGACAGGUUCUCCAGAUGGAAUGACAAUUGACAGGGAUGAUAAUCUGUGGGUAGCUUGCUUUAAUGACGGCAAGGUGAUAAAAGUCGAUCCAAGAGCCGGUAAGCUACUCGAGCAGCACAGACUACCUGCAACCAAAAUCACUUCUGUGAUGUGGGGAGGUUACGAUUACUCCACUUUGUACGUUACCAGCGCCAGUAAGGAUUUGACAGGCAGCGAAUUAGCUCAACAACCGGAAGCUGGUUCCGUUUUCGCUAUAACCGGCACAGGUUCUUCCGGUUACCCCAUGAACGAGUUUAUUUUUAAAGACGCUGACAAAUAUUGAUUGUUCAUCAUUAUUCAAACAUUUUAUACUAAAUAAGUUCUUAAGUUAUUAUAUAGCAUUAGUUAAUUUUUAAUUUUAGGAAAAAUCUCCGUUUGAUUAAUUCAUUUUUAUUUUAUUAAACGUCAUAUAUUUUCAAUGCAAAUUUGCUUAUACAUGUAGUAAAUCACUUAUCAGA
Danaus plexippus (monarch butterfly) is the source of this 1372-nucleotide messenger RNA. RefSeq names its product regucalcin-like. The transcript has 6 exons. The record is from RefSeq and is a predicted model, not a curated record. The coding region runs from base 193 to 1197 and encodes 334 amino acids. NCBI's taxonomy places the organism in Eukaryota, Metazoa, Arthropoda, Insecta, Lepidoptera, Nymphalidae. Gene Ontology annotation, biological process: L-ascorbic acid biosynthetic process. Gene Ontology annotation, molecular function: gluconolactonase activity; calcium ion binding; enzyme regulator activity.